Entamoeba invadens IP1 is the source of this 866-nucleotide messenger RNA. Its product is annotated as leucine rich repeat containing protein BspA family protein. Lineage: Eukaryota; Evosea; Mastigamoebida; Endamoebidae. The annotation marks the transcript as partial. The record is from RefSeq and is a predicted model, not a curated record. The transcript is spliced from 2 exons.
AUGCCACCACAACUCGACGUCUUUUCUUUUCAAAUUGUCGCCAAGUACUUUUACUUGUAUGAAGAUUAUGUUAAUGCUGUUCAAAUAAACAAAAAGUUUUUAAAUAUAUUAGACCGUUUCCGCUACAACCCAAUUUCUGUUAGUACUUUAAAACUGUUUCCUUACAUUGAAACACAGCACUUGUACACAGAAAAAGACACUUUAAUUCCAUUUGUUAAACGUUAUGUAGUGUGGUUUACAGUUUCUUUAACAGACUCGUAUUCUCUUUUUACAGAUUUGGAAGUUGUUUACAAACAUGUUAAAAUAGACAACGAAGACUUUUUUACCAACUCAAUAAGUGAUAUCAAUGAAAUACCAAAAUCAGUCAACAUUUACUCUUUAUCACUCCUCAACAAUUUCACAGAAAUAACCGAAUUCAGUGUUCCUCUUCACGUUACAAAAUUGAAAACAAGUGUUUUUGAUAAUAACACAAAUUUGAACUGCACAGAACUUGAACAUUUGACAUUUUCGAAAUCACUGUUUAUAAUUCCAAAUGGUUGUUGCGAUGGUUGCCAUGUUCUAAGUGAUGUGGUUCUUCCAGAGAAUCUUCUUGAAAUUUGUUCGCGUGCAUUUCGGCAAAAUUACAAUUUGGAUGUCGAUAUUCCAAAGAGUGUCACUAAAAUAGAACAAGACGCGUUUUACGAGUGUCUUGGCAACAUCUAUUUGGAUGUUGGACCGGAAUGUAAAAUAGAGAAAGACUCUCCUUGGGAUAUUGACGUACUUUUUGGGACGUAUGACUAUAACAAAGAAUGUAACCACGUUAUAUUUGCAGAGGAUUUACACAUUGAAGUAACUUCACUCCUUUCAAAAAAGAAAAGUACAUUAAA